CUAAAUAAUUAAUACGAAGUGGUGUUUUGUGGUUAAUGAUCGCAUUAAGUUAGUCGGAAGACAUUCGCGAGUGUUAUUAUAUUGGAGUGUUCAAUAAACAAAGUGUAUCUGCCUAUUUUCGCUUCGUGUCAGGAAGCCGCUUCAUAACUCAAAAGUUUAUGCGGACUUUUGAGUUAAUUCGUUUGGGGUUCGGAGUAGGAGUCUACUCCGAGGGUGGGGGCUUAGGUUUCAUCAUCAUCACCUUUCAUCAUUUCAUUAAUCAUCAAGAAAAAAAAUACGUCAGACAUGGCUGUAUGGGCAUAGUUCCCUUUGCCUUACCCUUCGGGGAAAACCAAACCAAAAAAAAAAAAAUGUAGGUAUGUCAUUCCGCACGCGCGCGGCUGUUUGUUUACUUUUUGCCCUAUUGAUAAUUUUAAUUAAUUUUGUUCAAUUACAAAACACACGGUUAACACAAUGGAUGAGAAAUCAGAUUUAUUAUUGGAGAAAAUAAUAAAAGCUUUCUUUAAUCGUUCACUAACAUUUUCACUUCAGCCCGAAGAAAUUGAAUUAUUCACUUGGGAUAAACAGCAAGCAUUUCUAAAUGCAACUAUCCAGAAUAAAGCUGUGGUAAAACAUCCUGUGAGCAGUGAAUUUUGUAGGUUGUUUUUUAAGAAAGUGAUUGACUUCCUGGAGCCCGUACAAGAAGUACAUGAUGAUUUUUAUACACACCUAUGUUCUGUAUUAAAAAAUAGUUCAGUAGAAGAUUAUUGCUUCCGCCAUUAUAUGAUUGGAGAUGAUUAUGAAAACUUAAUAAUAAUGAAGGAAACAAAAAACAUGGUUGUUAAUGGCACUACAGGCAUGAGAACUUGGCAGGCAGCAUUAAUGCUAGCUGACUGGAUAAUUAGCAAUAAAAACCAAUUUAGUGGUAAAAAUAUAUUAGAACUUGGUUCAGGUGUUGGUUUCACAGGAAUUACAAUAGCUAAAACUUGUAGAAUCCCUUCAUUAUAUCUAACAGAUUGCCAUGAAGAUGUAUUGAAAGCUAUAUGUGAUAAUAUUGAAAUUAAUUUUCCUCAAAUGGGGAGAAAAGAAAAUGGAGAUUUUACUAUUUACAGCGAUGAACAUAGAAAUAUAGGUGUAAUGAUGCUGGACUGGAAUAGUCUUGAUGACUAUCCAUACAAAGUUGUCCCAGAUGUAAUAAUUGGUGCAGAUAUCAUUUAUGAUCCCAUAAUAUUGAAACCACUUUGUAAUGUGAUUAAAACUUUCUUCAGUAAGAAUAAGUAUUUGGAAGUAUACAUUGCUAAUAUUAUUAGAAAUGAAGAUACUUACAAAAGUUUUAUAGAAAUGCUAGAUUUUAUGGGUCUUACAUGUGAACAACAAAAUCAGUCGAAAGGUGUAUGUAUACACUGGGACAACACAAUCCAAAGGUGUUUAUUAAAGAUUAAAUUGAAAUAAAUAAUGUUAUUUAA
Molecule: messenger RNA, 1445 nt
Organism: Pectinophora gossypiella (pink bollworm)
Lineage: Eukaryota; Metazoa; Arthropoda; Insecta; Lepidoptera; Gelechiidae
Product: protein-lysine N-methyltransferase EEF2KMT
Exons: 5
Coding region: 454-1431 (325 amino acids)
Source: RefSeq, a predicted model, not a curated record